This is a messenger RNA of Morchella sextelata, 201 nucleotides long. RefSeq lists its product as uncharacterized. The coding region runs from base 1 to 201 and encodes 66 amino acids. NCBI's taxonomy places the organism in Eukaryota, Fungi, Ascomycota, Pezizomycetes, Pezizales, Morchellaceae. The record is from RefSeq and is a predicted model, not a curated record. The transcript has a single exon.
AUGGAAUGCCUAGCGUGGGCUCGAAUCCGCGCCCCCCUGAUAGAGAAAAUCCCCGGAGCGAUGACCUGGGAAAACUGGAUGUUUACAAACCUUAAAACGGACCUCAUCCUACAAUUUGCAAAGAAAUCUCAACUCUUGAAAUGGUACGAGUCGGUGGAGGCGGAGGCGGACCUGGAAGAGGGGACGGAAGAAAAUGAUUAG